This is a messenger RNA of Cavia porcellus (domestic guinea pig), 3490 nucleotides long. RefSeq names its product ETS variant transcription factor 2 (gene Etv2). Gene Ontology annotation, molecular function: sequence-specific DNA binding; DNA-binding transcription factor activity, RNA polymerase II-specific. Gene Ontology annotation, cellular component: nucleus. The transcript has 6 exons. Gene Ontology annotation, biological process: cell differentiation; regulation of transcription by RNA polymerase II. The coding region runs from base 2490 to 3470 and encodes 326 amino acids. Lineage: Eukaryota; Metazoa; Chordata; Mammalia; Rodentia; Caviidae. The record is from RefSeq and is a predicted model, not a curated record.
AGCUGGACUGGGGGGAGCCUGUGGUGUGUGUUGGCGGGGUGGGGACAGACGGUGUGAUACCAAGGCCUCUGCAGACAGAGAUCACCCGGGAGAGGUGUCGGAUUUCUGCUCCCUUGCUCCUGUCUGCCCCUCUGACGUCACUUUUUCCAGUCUGGUGGAAGGGGUGAGGGCCUCCUGGCAGGAAAUGCCCUUAAGCCCCUUGGCCUAGACCACCCCACACAACCUUCCCCCAUCACUGGCCCUUCCUACCCCUGGCCCCCUUCUCCACAGGGGCAUGGGACCACAGGUGAUUCCAGAAGGGAGGGUUAAAUUACGUGUAGGAAUCCUCCUGAUGGUGGAAAGGAACACAUUCAGAGAUGGACAGAAGCUGACAUAUGCAGGGAAGCUUAAGGACUGUCAGUGCCACAGAAAAAGAGGAACCCCAGAGACAGCUAGAGGAGGCAGGAACACCCAGGAGACUGGUGACGAGGUUUCGAUGGCAUCAGGCUGGUAUGACAGCAACCCAGAGCCACAAACACCAACUGGAGGAGAGGUAGACAUGGACAGACACACCAAGAGCAGAAAGGCCAGCUCCAGGGGCAGCCUAGCAGGCAGUGCAGACCAGGACUGUUUCAGGCCCUUAGGUGGAUGUAUGACGGGCAGUGAUGCCCACCGCUCAGUGGCUCUCAAAGCUCGGUGUGAGCCCAGCCCCAAGUGAUUCCCUCUCAAAUCAUUUCCCUUCUGUAAAAUGAACAAGAGAGCAGCACUACCCUCCGCCCUUCAGAAUGGAGAAUAGUUCAUGAUCGAGGAGCUAGGUAAGUAAGGAAACUGUCCAUGUUAAGACAUCAUUUUUAAUGGUAAAUAUGGGCACAUGCACAGUAUCUGAAGCCAGGUUGUCCAAGGGUUGCCAGACUCAUCAAAUAAAAGUAGAGGACAACUAGUUACUAAAUUUUAGAUAGUUUUUAGUAUUUAGCAUAUGUUUGGAGUAUUGCAUGUGUGUAUGAAUCUUUUUUUUUUUUAACUUUUUUUUGGUAGUGGGGAUUGAAUUUGUGACCUCACGCUUGCCAGGCAGGCACUUAGCCACUGCGCUAAAUCCUCAGCCCAUGUAUGAAUCUUUACAUCUCUGUUUUUGCUUUUUGCUAAAUCAUUUAACACAGGUUAUAAAAUUAUAACAUGAGUUUGAUCCCCAGUACCAAAAAAAAAAAAAACUGUAACACUUCACCCCUUGAUAUGUGUUCAUUUCCUAAUAAUGACUUCACAGAAUACCAUGAUCAUCACGUGUCACGUCUAAGAAAGUCAUUUCACAUGUUAUCUGUUUUCUUUUUCUUUUCUUUUUCUUUUUUUUUUCUUUUUUUUUUUUUUUUGAGACAGGUCUUGCUUUGUAAGACUGGACUUGAACUCACAGCAAUCCUCCUGCCUCAGUCUACCAAAUGCUGGGAUUACAGGCUUGCAUUGCCAUGCCUAGCCCAUGUGAUAACUCAUAUUCAAUUCAUACAAUUUCCCAGUUGUCCAAAAUUAUUAUAUCAGAAAUUCAUGGCCUUUGGAAAAUGAAAGAUGUCUACCUCAAUUUUCCCCUUCAUGAAACAGGAGAAAGAGUUGAAUCUACCGCAUGAGAGGAUUAAAUGAAGACCCAAUGCACAUGGCUCGUUGACAUGCACACAGCUCCUCCUGUGACAUUAGCUGUUGCUAUUACUAUUUUUAUGGCUCAUGUUGCUGAUGUUAACCUUUCGUUAUGAUUGACACUACUCCACAACUAGUUGUGUGUGGGGGGGUGUGCAGGCUCUGCUUCCAUCUCCCUUGGUCACCCUGUUGAUUAUGACGUGGGCCAAUGCUGGGGACAGGGAAUCUGGCAGGAAAUCCCUCUUCCUGUUGCAGAUAAGCCUGGCGCAGCCCAGCUGACCCCAGGCCCUCCUCCCUCCACCUCCCAUGUCGCAGGAUCAAAUCCCAAAGAUGGAGAACCUGUCCACCCUGCCCAGCCCCCAUCACCUCAUAAACACCCCCGACCGCUGUUCCCCGUCUUGCCCAGCCCACUGUUCCCCAAGCCAUUCCUGCACCAGGACAGCUCCAGCGGCUGCAUCCCUGGGGCAGGGGGCGAGGCUGGGCUCCGCCCAGGGACCUGCAACUUGACCCAGGCUGCGACCCCCUGCUCUGACGUGUUGGAAAAUUCCCCCCUGCCCAGGUCCCAAGGGAGGGGGUGCAGAGUAUGAAAUGGGGCUGAGACCCCCGGCUGAGGGCAGAGGAAUCCGCCGGAGGUGAGCCAUGAAGUGGGGACAGAAUAGUUGCCUGGGUACCUGGGUUAGGAAGGAGCUGGGGACUUGAAACAGGAAGAGGAACGAAGCCCCUCAUUCCUGGGCGCCAGAUUUCUGGGGGGAAAGGGAGCAGAAGCUUGGACACCUGAGUCCCAGGGAGGCAAGAACUGGUGCCCAGACUUCAGGGUCCCUAAAGGUGGCAUUUUUGAACUUUUUUUUUUUUUUUUUUUUUUUACACCAGAUCAUUCCAAACAAGAACCUAUGGAUGCGUGGAGCUGCGAUGAGACCCCACCACAGGAAGUGCCUCCAGGGAACAAGCUGUCAGGGCAGGAUGGAACUGAAUUUGGCUUCUAUUUCCCUGAACUGGCACUCCAAGGGGACGCGCCCACAAGGGAAACGUGCUGGAAAGAGUUCCCGGAGCCAGACUGGAUCCCCGAGUUACCACAUCCAGAAUAUGCAUGGGGAGCAGAUCUCGUCCCUCAGACUCCUAUGUGGUCUGCAGAUUGGACAAACCUGGAGCGCGCAGCCUCGGACCCUCGCAGCCUCAUCUCUCAGACCCCGGAGCCUGCCCUCCCUGGCCCGGGACCCGCCCCCUUCGCUGGUUCCGUUGGGGCUGCGGGCCAGAACAAUGCCACCUCGUGGUCGCACGCUCAGGCCGCUAGGAGCACUGCGAGCUGGGACUAUUUCGUCGUCCCCAACGGCGCCACCUACUGGGACAAUGGCUUCUACGGGGACCCUCGCACAGACUAUAUUGCGUGGGGCGAACCUGCGGGUUCGAACUCUAUCUCCUCGUGGAAUCUGGGGCUGCAUACAGAUUGCAGCAUGUCUUCGGACGGGUACCAGAGUUCAGCUCUCACCACCUCCUCCGAACCGAGCCAGCAGCCUGACCGUGCCACCUCGACUCGUUACCCCAAAACUAACCACCGAGGUCCCAUUCAGCUGUGGCAGUUUCUCCUGGAGCUACUCCACGACCGGGCGCGUAGCAGCUGCAUCCGCUGGACCGGCAACAGCCGCGAGUUCCAACUGUGUGAUCCCAAAGAGGUGGCGCGGCUUUGGGGUGAGCGCAAGAGGAAGCCGGACAUGAAUUACGAGAAGCUAAGCCGAGGACUGCGUUACUACUACCGCCGCGAUAUCGUGCAAAAGAGCGGCGGGCGCAAGUACACGUACCGCUUCGGGGGCCGCGUACCUGGUCUGGCCUGUUUGGACUGUUCGGGGGUCGCGCCGGAAGCAGACACCCAAUAAAAUAUGCUGCCAAAGUGUCA